UUUCAGGCAUAUUUAUUUUGAUCAUUUGUAUAAAAUCCUAUGUUGACAGUGGAAAGUUUUGUGGCGUCACCUGUUGUGAUAGGUGGAUGUGAAAGCUGCUAAUAUUAGGUGCUCGCCAAGUGUUUGAUGAAUUGUGGCUGAAAGAAAAGACAGGAACAGAAAGAAUUUCCAGAGAGAGGGAAAAGAGAAAUUGACAGAAUAAGAGAGAAUUUUAGAGAAUAAUUCCAUACUGGAUUUUCCAUUCAUCCCUUACAGUUUAUAUCCCUAGAUUCUGCUUUACACACUUGACCGCAACAACAACAUCUAUCUAACAAAAAAGUAAAAUGAAAAUUGCAAAAAUAGAACUAAAUAGUAAAUAAGAGUUGGGCUUUACUAUUGACCCGUGUACUAACUCUCCAAGGACCUAACCACAAUCAAAUUAAGUGACCCAAUAAAGCAAUAAGACUAACUCAACAGAUUUAGAAAUUGCCCCUGCAUCUUGAUUUUUUCUUCUUUGGUUUUGAAAGAGGAUUUUGAAACAUUUUUGCUGAUUUUCAUGUUCACUAUAUUCAUGUUUGAAUCUGGUAGUUAUGUUUAUGGAUGUAAUAUUGAUGAGUAAAGAAAUAUUGAUUAUUGUCAAAUGUUCAUUUUGUUUUUCUCAGCGUGGAUUUGAAAGAUUGUCCAAGAAACAGUCAUUUGGAUUAAGAAGAAAGGGGGGGAAAACCGAUGGAAGAGCCCCAUUCAGUGAAUAGUCCGAGGACAAUCCUCAGUUUUUCAAAAAGAGGUAGAACAACAACAGCCUCCGUCUCAUUUGUUGAUCCAAAUGACGAAAAAUCUAAUUCCGGGGAACAUGGUCCAAAGCCUUCCGAGGUUUAUGGCUUUGUUGGUUCCAUUACAACAGUUGUUGCUACAGCUAUUUACUUAGCAUGGGCAUAUAUUCCUGAACCUUGGUUACAUUCAAUCGGGAUCUUCUAUUAUCCUAGCAGAUAUUGGGCUUUGGCAGUUCCAAGUUAUGCUAUGGUAAUAAUAGUAUUAGCUGUUAUAUUUUAUGUCGGCCUCAACUUCAUGUCAACCCCACCACCAACUUCAUUAACCACAAUGUUUGAUGAAUUUAGUAGAGAACCUUCAAGCUUUUUGUCUCAUAUGGAGGGAGAUGAACAGCCAAUUGAACCCAUAUCUGAUCUUGGGAUCGACAAGAUUAACGUUCUCAUGUUCGAUGAUGCUAAAUGAUACAUCCACUCUAGUUGUCCAUCUAUCCCGUCUCACCAUUAUUGGGAAGGAAGGAAACCGAAUUAGUUGGCAAGUUUUGAAGAGAUUUGAAUGCAUAAAUUUUGAUUGUUCGAGAAAAAAAAAGUAGGUUGUUUCUUUUUGUUAAUGUGAUAAUGAACAUAUUGACUAGGCAUAGAAAUAAUUUGUUUAUCACUUCAAACAAUUAGCAAUAGAUUUUUUUUUGCGGACUUCUUAAAAUUUGUUUGGCAAGAAAUUUUUUAAGGCAUUAAUAUAAGAUCCUUUACAUGUAA
Gossypium raimondii (Peruvian cotton) is the source of this 1499-nucleotide messenger RNA. RefSeq names its product phosphatidylinositol N-acetylglucosaminyltransferase subunit P. Bases 706 to 1209 code for a protein of 167 amino acids. The transcript is spliced from 5 exons. NCBI's taxonomy places the organism in Eukaryota, Viridiplantae, Streptophyta, Magnoliopsida, Malvales, Malvaceae. The record is from RefSeq and is a predicted model, not a curated record.